ACCGCACUUCAACGUCAUUGUGACUUCUGGGACACUGAUGGUGACGGCCUGAUCUAUCCGUGGGACAUUUACAGAGGCUUCAAAAAGCUAGGUUUCCACUUCAGCCUCUGUUUGUGGGCUGCUGUCACAAUGCCUAUAUGCGCAUCCUACAACACCCACACGAGCUAUGUACCGCACCCCCUCUUCGCCAUCAAUUUGAACAACAUCAACUCGAACAGACAUGGCAGUAGUACCGGUACUUACGACAUGGAUGGAGAGUUAGAUGAGCGGCGAUUUGAGGCUAUCUUCCAAAAAUACGCACGAGGCAAGGACUACUUGACCAUGUGGAGCACCUACAACGUGUGGCGAAAUCAGCGCUGCGGACUCGACUUCUACGGUUGGUUUGCUGGUGGUUUGGAAUGGGUCGCGAUGUACAUCUUGCUAUGGCCAGAAGACGGGGUCAUGACCAAAAGGGAAAUACGAAGUGUCUUCGACGGGUCCAUUUUCUAUACGAUUGCA
Didymella exigua CBS 183.55 is the source of this 498-nucleotide messenger RNA. Its product is annotated as Caleosin-domain-containing protein. The record is from RefSeq and is a predicted model, not a curated record. The transcript has 2 exons. Lineage: Eukaryota; Fungi; Ascomycota; Dothideomycetes; Pleosporales; Didymellaceae. Gene Ontology annotation, molecular function: calcium ion binding; monooxygenase activity. The annotation marks the transcript as partial.